Molecule: messenger RNA, 945 nt
Organism: Phytophthora sojae
Lineage: Eukaryota; Oomycota; Peronosporomycetes; Peronosporales; Peronosporaceae
Exons: 1
Coding region: 1-945 (314 amino acids)
Cellular component (GO): cytoplasm; nucleus
Molecular function (GO): hydrolase activity
Source: RefSeq, a predicted model, not a curated record
AUGCGCUUCCUGUUCCUGUUGGUUGCGGUCGCCCUCGCCUCCGCUGAGGCUGCUGAAUCGGCUGCUAUGAUCCAUGAGGAGGCCGGCGUCUCUAGUUUCAACACUCUGACUGGCGGCAACCAGAUCCAGCGCUCCUUGCGUGUUUAUCUCGGCGCGAAUGAAGAGAGAGGUGUUGGUGGUGUGAAACUAGAAAACAUUCUUACGAUCUUUGUACAAAGGGCCAAAGCAAAACUUCCACAAGGCUUCACCGCUGCAGCUCUCGGGAAUUGGAAGGGCUUCUCACGUCGCGUGGAUACUGUCAUGGAACAUUACCCUAAAGGUCUCAGCGAGAAGGCAAUAAAGGAGUUGAGGACCGCUGAAACGAAGAGAUUCACAGACUACGCUAUGCUUGGGCCAUCGGACAAGUAUAAUCUGCUCCGACCAAUGCAAGGUGUUGAUGAGGCGAUGAUAGCUCCAAACCUGGUAUCUUUGACGGGUCGCAAAAAUCAAGUGCUUGGGGACGCUGGCGGUCGUAGCGUGGUAUGCAAUGUGGUCAUGAGGUCCGAGGCCGAAGGCGGCGGCAUUCUUCUCAUUUCGAGCUCAAAACUUGACAAGCAAGACUUUAUUUUGCCCAAGGGGGGGCUGGAGAAAGGUGAAAUAGCUUAUGGGGCGGCGAAGCGUGAGGUCCUGGAAGAAGGAGGGGUACGGUAUCGUUCAGACAUUUUUAUUUUUUACAGGUGGUCAGUAUUAACGCUUGUGAUGGCUCUGCAGGUUAAAGUCAAGAAGUUAAAGGAGUUGGGGGUCACGCUAGUGGGUGACAAGACUUACGAAUCCUUCUUGAUGAGAAGCAAAAAGGUCUACGAACAGUGGUCGGAGAGCAGACGCUUGCGCGUUUGGGUACGUGAGUGUCAAUCGAUCGAGAUUCCUGGGGAAACGCAGCUAACAGUACGAUUGUUGUUUAAUUAG